Phyllostomus discolor (pale spear-nosed bat) is the source of this 1859-nucleotide messenger RNA. RefSeq names its product C-type lectin domain family 3 member A (gene CLEC3A). Bases 72 to 662 code for a protein of 196 amino acids. The transcript has 3 exons. NCBI's taxonomy places the organism in Eukaryota, Metazoa, Chordata, Mammalia, Chiroptera, Phyllostomidae. The record is from RefSeq and is a predicted model, not a curated record.
UGUGCAGCCUGCUUGUCCUGUAGCUGCUUCAGGGGAGCUGGCAAAGUGGCCGUUGGACUUGCCCUGGAGCCAUGGCAAAGAGUGGACUUGUAAUUUACGUCCUGGUUAUCACCUUACUCCUGGACCAGACCACCAGCCACACAUCCAAGUUCAAAACCAGGAAGCACAGCAAACGCCGAGUGAAAGAAAAGGAUGGAGACCUAAAGACUCAAGUUGAAAAGCUCUGGAGAGAAGUGAAUGCACUGAAGGAAAUGCAGGCUCUGCAGACAGUCUGUCUCCGGGGCACAAAAGUUCACAAGAAAUGCCUCCUUGCUUCAGAAGGCUUGAAACACUUCCAUGAAGCCAACGAAGACUGUAUUUCCAAGGGAGGGACUCUGGUUAUCCCCAGAAACUCGGAUGAAAUCAAUGCUCUUCGAGACUAUGGUAAAAGGAGCCUGCCAGGUGUCAAUGACUUUUGGCUGGGCAUCAAUGACUUGGUCACGGAAGGCAAGUUUGUUGAUGUCAAUGGAAUUGCCAUCUCCUUCCUCAACUGGGACCGAGCACAGCCUAAUGGUGGCAAGCGGGAAAACUGUGCCCUGUUCUCCCAGUCAGCUCAGGGCAAAUGGAGUGACGAGGUCUGUCGUAGCAGCAAGAGGUACAUAUGCGAGUUUAUCAUCCCUUAAUAGAUCCUUCUCAAAUGCAUCUUCCAGGCUAGUGAGGUCAUGAUUUAUAGGCUAAUGGUUCCCAAGAGUAAAUCCAAUUGUCCAUAGGAAUACAAGAGUCAGACAAUUUUGCUACCAUAGUUCAUGGUGACUUUUCCCUCCAGAGGGCAUGGGGGAUCAGAAAAUGAUGAUCCAGCUACAUCCACACACUGUUAAAGUGGCUUCUGCAAAGUGGGCUGUGAAACCUUUCUUUCCUAGUCCCUCUCACUGAUACAGAGCAGGUCUGUUAUAAAAAUACAAUAGCCAGAAAAGCAAGCUAUUCUCAAAAGUUUAGCAUAUAUUUUAUUAAUGAAAAUUCUCUAAUCAGACAUUCUAGGUAUUAUAUAAUCCAAAAACAUUUUAGUCUGGUGCUCAAUCUGUUCCAUUCUGGCCACAGAACCUUGUUAACCCAUUAUUCUUUCUUUGAGUUCCUGCAUCUCCUGAUGGAAAUUGUAUCGUGUUUGCCAUGUCAGAACAUGAAUGUCUCAGAUUCCCACUAAGUCUUUUUGUUUCAAAACCCCUUCCCCAUGCACACACCUUUUUUGGGGGGAGGCUAAAGUUCUCAAAUAAGAUCUGAAAGAAAAUGAUAAAGCAGCAUAUCUGUCAAUCUUCCCCUUUCAGCAUUGCAUUACAAUUUCCAGUUUGAACCAGUAACCCUAAGACAGAACAGGAGCAGUAGAUUGUAUGAGAAAAUAGAAAAAGAAAAAUGUCUUCUCUUUCCUUGCUUUAGCCUCCUACUAUUCUUUAUGAAAUUGAGGGUGGACAUAAUGUUAGUUUCUUUUUUUACAUACUUUAUAUUUUAGUAAUCAUAUAUUUAAGUCUAUUAGGAGCAGCCUAUCUUUGGAGGUUGAAAACUAGAUUUAAAUAAAACUAUUUUGAAGUCACAUAUCUAUGCAAUUUUUAAAAUUCUGCAAAAUAUUAUUUCCAUUAAAUUGUUUUACUAUAUUGUAUAAAAUAAUUUCCAUGCUUACUAGGAAAUUACAAAUUUAGGCUUGAGAAAAAUGGGCUUUUUAAUUGUAAAUAAUUUUUAAGUAAAUUUUGUUCUUCAAAUGUCAUUUUUUUCUUUAAAUAUUGACUGUAUUUGGUGAACAAUAUGCUUCUCUGCAAUCUUUAACUACAGGUGCUUGGAAUCAAGUUUUGGUUAUUUCCACUGUACAGUAAUAAAUCCUGAAUUCUGAU